ACAAGCCUCGUUUUAGUUAAAAGUUUUAUUAGAAACAGGAAGCGGAACAAGUAAGUAGCGCCUUGACAGCCAUGACUUUAGUCACUUAACUUAAUCACACUACGAAAUUCGACAUCCUGUCUAUUAUUUCAUUGAAGAACCCAAACGUGGGUUUGCGCUUAGUUACCAGCUUUUAACAUUUGGUAAUCAGAUCAAAGUUUGCUUCAGCUCAAAAGGAUUUUUUAUUCGUGCUGCAACUUCAGCCACACAAGGAGCAUACCAGGUGUGUGAUUGCAACAGUUAGCGUGCUGUGUUGCAAAGGACAUAUAAACAUUCAUUUGGACUAAGUUUUGGAGAAUUAACAAAGUUUCAGGUCCUAGGGAUAACACUGGAUUGUCUGAUGUCUGGUUUACUGGGGAAGAUUCUUUCUGUCACGGCAGGAUGACACCAGGUCCAGAGAUGGUACUGAAACAAGGAUUUUUAUACAAGAAAAGGGAGAGGUCAUCAUCAAUGUUACUGCGCAAGUCUUGGCAGAGUGGUUAUUUCGUUUUAAAGAAAUGUUCAUCGUAUUCUGGCCUACUGUUAGAUGAAUACCGAGAUGCAUCUUUGCGCGUUGCCAAACAGACGCUUUUCUUGGACACCGUAAAACACGUUGGACCAGUCAACACAGCAAGGUCAAAACAAUAUGCAUUCCAAGUUGUGGUUUUAGGCCGAUCGCCAUUAUUCUUCGCUUGUGAUAACGAGAUCCUCAGAGCUGAAUGGAUUGGGGUGUUUUCACGCUACACAGAAGAAAUCACAGACUCCGCAUUUGCCCAUGGAAGAACAAGUCCAGAGGGUGGACCUUCAGGGUCAGCGCGGCAAGGAAGGGCAGUCGCAGUUGCUGGUUUUUACGGUGAUGCAAAGCCAGAAGAAAACAAUGAUAAAUCUGCAUUAGAAAACAAAGGCUACCAAGUUGUAAUACAGAAAACAGCGCUUGCUGAAGACAAUAAUCUCCAUGGAGGUUACCUUUUACGUGUGUCAAAGACUCGAAUUUUUCUGAAGCAAAUCGAUGGGAAGGAAUACGUAUUGAGUUGGCCGCUCACUCAUCUUCGUGGCUUUAAAAGUCAACCAGAGCAUCAAAUAGUGGUUUUGGAAACAGGGAGGCGUUGCCAUUUUGGGAUAGGAAGAUUAUGUUUGAAAACACGCUACGCCGAGUCAAUCAUUCGAGACAUCCGAGGAGCGACUUCAACCGAGAGUAUUUCGAGCGGAAAUUCUUCGGACUCCGAUGCCGAAGCAGUUCACCCUGCUGUUCGUCGCAGUCAGUCGGAGGAAAAGUGUAGCGUUACCGUGUCAGUUCGGCCGCGCCGCAUAGUCAGUAAACGCGUCAUAAACCAAGUCGACGUAGGCCGUGAGGCUAGUCCUGAAAUCAGUUUACCCAACAUGGGGAAAGCAGUGGGUAAAACAUUACAUCCAAUUUCUGCGACACCUGAGGUAAACGCUUCGGUUUGUGACGUUGACAGAGUUAGUAAAGAUAUAUUUUUUUUCGAAGAAUCACUUGAAGACACCGUGACAACAACUGUGGCAACAUCAAAAGCGGAAAGUUGGAAAACAUCGUCAACAUUUGGAAAAACUAUGAUCGAUUCGCGAAGUGAUAACGAAAAUUCUUCGAACGAGUUCGAGGAAGAAACGAAAAGGUACUCUUAUGUUGAUAUCAUACACGACGAAGAGGGAGAUACACCGCUAAGUUCAGAUGAGGCGUCGACCCUUCUAGCGCAAGUUGUAGCCGACCUCACAGAACCACAAAAACGGAACAAUUUUGUUAAAAGCAACAGCACUGGUGGCAUACAGGGAAAGCCAACAGAAAUUAACGAGGCGCGAAGAGCGAGUGCGCCCGCGGUAGGCUCGAGGGAAUUUAUCACGUCAGCUACAUCCGAGGAGGACUUGCAAGGCAGUGCGUUGAGCACGCAGUGGAAGCUUCGUCUCGAAAAAAUAAACGAGGUUAGCUUUACCGAUGCUACGGAUGGAGAGCAACAUCUUUCACCGAAUAAUUCUAUAAACGAAAAUGGAGUGCACGAGCGACCAAGAAGUUUGUCUGAAUUGUUAGCGAAUGAAUGUCAAUUGCCAACGCAAGUACAGAUAGGAAAACAAAGAAGCAAAACAAUUUUAGGCCUUACGCAAUCUAAUGCUGUAUCGUCGCUUACCGAUCUUUCUAUCAGUAGACAUAAAGGUUUAAAACCAACAUUGUCGAUGAAAUCCCCGUAUGACCUCGAACGCGAUAUGUGCCUCUUCAAUUGUUCAGCAUGCACAUGGAAAGUGCCAAGUUUCCCGAAAAGCAGGGUCAUCAAAGAGGUUGAAUGUGCUGGAGGGAUUGAAAAUUCCCGCGCGAUGUUGAGCAUGAGUCCCUUGCCUCCAGAAUUCCAUAAUUCCAACAUCGUUGACUCUAAUGAAAAUGACACGGAAAGAGCCGGGGCAUUGCCCCCUCUAUCAUCAGCAUUCAAUAGCAAUGCUCCGGCACGACCACCCAGGAGUACUGAAGGUAAGGUUCAAAGAUGUAGAUCAAGGAGCCGUUCAUCGCCCCCACCCCUUCCCGACCGCAACCAAUCGCAGGCAAUUAUUUCACCGAGGGAGCAGUUAUCUUUUCCUAGAACUAAUCUUGCCACCGAUUCUGGCAGCAUUACUCGGCCGUACACAAAUACACCCCCGAAGGUGCAACCACGAUCCCCAAACUCGACGCCUUUACCAUGUUCAGGUCACGAGGAGAAUUCAGAGAAUGUGUCACCACCUCCAAUACCCCCGAAACCGGAUUCAUUGUCGGCUGCUUUCAAAAAAUCCUCUCUAGAACAAAGUAGGUUGACGGGGGCAAAUCUUCAUGGAAGCUCUAGGCGUCUUGUCAUUGAGAGGCGGUCAGAGGGCUAUCCGUGGGAAGUAGACCGGCAAAUGGGAAGUGAUGCGUUCAAGGAUGGUUCACCUCAAUUUGGCCGAGUAAAGCGUCCAGUUGUGACACUUACACCACCAAGGUCGCCCGAAUCACAAAGACAUCACAGGUCGCUCAUGCACGCGAUUUCAAUGUCAGAUCCUGAUAUUAGUGAGCAUUUGGAAAAAAGUAUUAAUUCAAGAAUUGCACUGAGCUCAACACGGAGCUCUCCUAAUUCAUAAAGUGACAUUUACUGUACAGGUUUGCGGUUAAUUUUUUAGCUCUUAAAUCUUUCAUUUUAAUCGCUUCAAUUGAUUUAAUGUUAUAAAUUUGACAAUUUCAAUUCUUUAUUUAAUGCAGUAGAUCUAGAGUAAAUUUGGAGUUAAUGUUUCCUAUUGAAUAUCGUAUGUCAUGUGAUCAGUUUAUGUCAAGUGACCGGUUUGUAUCACGUGACCUGUUUGUAUCACUUGAAGCAGCCAUUACGUUAAUGUUAUGGACUUACUCCGCGAGCCUCUUUUUCGCUACUACCUCUGUUGUGAGUCGUGUCAUCGUUUGGUUUCUGUGAUUUCCACUGGUCAUGUGACACAGACAAUUAUGUUUUUCCAGUUUGAUGUGAUUAUGUUUACUUUAAAUAAAUAUAUUGUGUAUAGAUUGCAUAUCACAUAAUAACGCUUAAACGAAGCUAUAAUGGCUAUUGGCUCAGUGAUAUAUAUGUAGCAAUAAUGGAAUAUAGCUUUGACUUAUGUUACUACUACCUUAUAGGUCUGCCACAUGUAUGUUAUUCGCAUACAAAUAUACAUGAAGCGAAAAUUGUAUGACUGCAAAUUGUAUGACAUGUUGCAUCAUACACUUGUUGGUAUUAUCUGAAGUAAAAUAUUGAAAAAAGAGAAAUAAUUUGCUUUUGAAAAUUAUUUUACAGUUUUUAGAAUAAAGUUAAGAUUUAAUUACAUCAAUGAAAUAUUCUUUAACCUUUACAUAUUCUGAGGGUAUUGCAUCUGAGGGUAUAUUUUUUGCAAAUAGGAAAGCAUUAAAUUCACCUGCUUUACAAUCGCAUUACUAAUAGUAUUGCCAUAUAUUGCCUUCUCGUUUUAUUAUUUUUUCGAAAGAACCUAGGAACAUAAUCAUAUUACAGUUAAAUUAACAUAUGUCGCUUUAGUUAUUUUUGACCUUGCUCAAAAGUUGAUCAAUAUAUACAAAUGUUAGUGUUUUUGAAUGCAAGAAAUUUUCUUCAUGCCAAUCAGAAUUGUAUCGCUGUUAUCUCCCUAACCAGUUGAAAUUAUCUCAGUAAAAGAGGGGAAGAGCUGGGGGCUUAGUUUAAAUGUAUUCCCCUUGUUAAGACCAAAAAGUAGCCCUUUUUUAAUUUUGCCAUUGUUUUUAUAAACGUCUCGUGAGACCCCUUGUACACAUAGCAACACAUCCCUUCUUAUUACCCAUUCCAAACACCCCUUUUAGCUUCCCCAAAAGAAUUCGCCUUGCAACCAAGCGUGCUAUCUGCCAUCAUUCUCCCCAUCUUAUAUGACGUAUCUGUCCCUUCGAUUUGCUAUUGUGAAAGAGGCUGGUUUAUUUUGGGAUGUCCUGUGCCUAUUACUUCGGAAAGCUACGUUUUUCUAUUAAAGAAAUAAUGCGAAAGAAUCUUCAAACCAUAACUCGAAAGUUUUGCUCACCCUGUAAUGCCAUUCCCUAGAAUUCAGUAGGACUUUAGCUAUGGUUUUAUUUAGCUUAAUAAUAGCUGUUACUCAAUUGAGAGUAUAACAUGUAUUUUUUAGACCUUAUUUGAAUUUUAAAAUCUCGUGUAUUUAUGCGGCUAUAGAUCGUUAUGAAUGACCAUUUUAUUCUUGUCGGCUUAAAAAAUGCCUUAUUUGUGCAA
Rhopilema esculentum is the source of this 4739-nucleotide messenger RNA. RefSeq lists its product as uncharacterized. Gene Ontology annotation, biological process: cell surface receptor protein tyrosine kinase signaling pathway. Gene Ontology annotation, cellular component: cytoplasm. Lineage: Eukaryota; Metazoa; Cnidaria; Scyphozoa; Rhizostomeae; Rhizostomatidae. The record is from RefSeq and is a predicted model, not a curated record.